AUGAUAGAACAAGGUAAGUUCAGUAUUAGAGUUUAAUAGAAGUGUUUUAGUAAAUAAUACGUCCCGUAGCCAGGACCUAAUUUUAGGGGAUAACGGCUGUUUGUUAGGUUCUAUAAACGAUAGUGUUAAUUCUACUGCUGACAGUAAGUUUUAAAAGUUAUAUUACUUUCGAUUUAGAAGAGAGACAUCUCGGUCGGAUCCUUUUGAGUAUUCCUGAGAGUUGCUGUUCAAAACAAAAAGCAAGUUCUCCUUUUUAUUAUUUUGGUGGAUUCCCAUGGUAGGUAACGGAUGCUUAUAAUAAAGCAUAACUUUAAGGCGUUUGUCGGCCAAGUUGGAGUGUUCAGCGCGAACCAGCAACACCAAUCAUUUCAGCGUGUAUGUGGAUUGUAAUCCGGAAAGUCAGUCUACUCUAUGGUCAUGUGAUGCAGUCAUAGACAUACGAUUGCUUUCCAAGAAAGCGGACACAAAUUGUUAUACAAAGAAGGUGAGUCCAUGAUUUGAGGAUAGACUCUUUCUAGUUUACAAACAAAUUUAGUUUGAAUUCGAAUAAUUGGGGAUUCCCGGCGUUCUUGGAAUGGAAUACAGUCAGAGAUCCGAAGAAUGGUUUUAUACAGGAUGGAGUUAUCGAGUUGGAAGCUCUUAUAGACAUUAGAAAUUGUAUGGGGGUUCGGGAAUUUCCGGAAUUCGAUUUUACAUCAUCCACCCAUUUGACUAACAUGGUGUUAUUGGUUGAAGGCCGGCCUUUGUUCGUAAAUAAAGAUGUAAGCGCGUUUUUGAUUAAUGAAGCUUUUCAGUAUCUAUCGUUAUACUCCCCAGUGUUUGACUCGUUGUUCAACCAAAAUUUUUUGGAGAAGAAUCAAGAAAAGAUUGAACUUCAUGACCUAAAGUAUGAUGAAUUCAAGGAACUGCUUGAAGUGGUCUAUCCGUCACACAAGAAGUUGAAUGCAGAGAACAUAGAAUACAUUUUGAUACUGGCUGACCGUUUCCAGAUCGAUUAUGUCAUCAGAAAAUGUGAAAAGUUUUUAAUCAAGACUACGGAAAUUUCAGCAGAGUUGAAACUUGUCUAUGCAGAUCGGUACGGCUUCCCACAGUUACAGGUAUAUGUUUGUUCAAAUUUUUAAGAUUUUACUUCUAUUUUUAAACCAAUAUUUUUUUAGCAUCAUUGCAUGUCCGAGUUUAAAACCACCGACGAGAUGAAACGUUUAAAGAAAUCGGAAGAAUAUCGGUCGCUCAGCGAUAAAACGAAGGCGGCUUUGCUUGAGAAAAUGUUCAAAUUAUUGUAA
Messenger RNA from Bursaphelenchus xylophilus (pine wood nematode), 1283 nucleotides. NCBI's taxonomy places the organism in Eukaryota, Metazoa, Nematoda, Chromadorea, Rhabditida, Aphelenchoididae. The record is from the annotation of a GenBank genome assembly.